AUGCUAAGAACUAUUAUUAAAUCAAAAGUGUCAUCUGGUAAUGGUAUUAUAGAUAAAGAUCAAAGAGAAAAGCAUGGUAACUACAGAAAACUUGACGAGGAAAUCUUACAGUCCAUCAUUGAUCACAUUAAUUCGAUUCCUAGAAUUGAAAGCCACUAUGUAAGGAGCGAAACUACCCGUGAAUUUAUUGAUGGUGGACUUUCAAUUGCAGAGCUGCACAGAAAUUACUCUGCUGUGCGAUCUGCUGAUAACAAAAACGCAGCAGCCUCGUAUGACUACUAUGCCCAAAUAUUCAAUACAAAGUUUAAUAUAGGAUUUCGUUCCCCUAAGAAAGAUCAGUGUGAUCUUUGUGAGAUGUACAAGCAAGGAACUGAGGAAAAAAGAAAAGAACUAGAAACGAAAUACUGUGAACAUUUAGAAGAAAAACUUCUCAGCCGCCAAAAAAAGGACGUCGAUAAACAAAGAUCAAAAGAUCACGAAAUUGUAUUAGCUGUAUACGACUUACAAGCAGUUCUGCCUGUACCUAUAGGCCAAACUUCGGCGUUUUUCUAUAAAUCUAGAUUAAACUGUUACAAUUUUACGGUAACAGAGAUAACAAACGACAAAACGAAGGUUUAUUUCUGGCAUGAAUACUUGGGAAAUAGGGGAGCCAUAGAAAUUGGAACGUGCGUAUUGCUUUAUUUAAAAAGCCUUUCAGAGCGUUCUCCAGGUGUCAAUGUAGUUUUUUAUUCCGAUAACUGCAUGGGUCAACAAAAAAACAGAUUUCUGAUCGCCGUUUAUCUGUAUGCAGUGGAACAUUUUGAAAUUAUGGCGAUAACUCACAAAUACUUAAUACGAGGGCAUACCCAGAAUGAGGGCGACGCGAUUCACAGCGCCAUCGAGAAGCAGAUAUCCAAAUCAAAAAAAUCAGGAGCCAUUUAUGUUCCGGAGCAAUACGUUUACAUGAUCAGAGAAGCUAAAAAAAAAGGAAAUAAAAUUGAUGUACAAGAAAUGGGAUUCGAAAACUUUUUGGAUAUUAAAGCAUUAUUUGAUGACAUGGGUUUAAGCAUUGCCAAAAAUGAUGAUGGUGAUGAGUUUAAAAUAAAUGUUUACUGGUAG
Molecule: messenger RNA, 1098 nt
Organism: Anthonomus grandis grandis
Lineage: Eukaryota; Metazoa; Arthropoda; Insecta; Coleoptera; Curculionidae
Exons: 3
Coding region: 1-1098 (365 amino acids)
Source: RefSeq, a predicted model, not a curated record